Messenger RNA from Caenorhabditis bovis, 1290 nucleotides. The record is from the annotation of a GenBank genome assembly. Lineage: Eukaryota; Metazoa; Nematoda; Chromadorea; Rhabditida; Rhabditidae.
AUGAAUCUUAAGGCAAUGGCUGCUCAACAGGAGAGAAUUCUCCGCGAGCUUAAGCGCGAAAGCGAAAAACGCGACCGCGUUGAAGAAGAAGAAGCUGGCGCGAGUUCUUCAGAUCCGAAGAAACAGAGGCUCGAGAAUGAUGAGGAGGUUCCUGACGAAUGUCAUGUUUACAGUUUGACCGAGAAGUGCGAUCGCGAGGUGUCUUCUCUGCUCAACUACACCAUUGAAGGAUGUUUUGAUGAGCUGGAGAAGCAGAUCAAUCAGCCAAUCCCAACCGAUUGCCGGGUUAGGAUAUGCAAGUUUGCCGAUUUAUGGGUCAAAGAAAUUGAUAUGUCCAAUUCGAAUAGAUCAUCAUUUGUUGAGGCUGCAAAGUAUCUAUCGCGGAAUGAGAUUGGAAAAGCUUGCGCAAUUUUCACACAACUCCAUCGCUCUGCUAAAGAUAAGCAGCUUAAUCUUGAGGAUGUCUUCUAUACCUUCCUUGAUAUGGCGAUGAACAAGGACUUGAAGCAGGAAGUGAAUGAUGCCCGCAUGAAAACCAUUCUAUUGGCCAGUAAACAACAGCCAACUACCCCUAUUGAGAAUAGCAACAUUUUUGACAAACUUCCAACAGAGUUGGUCGAGAAGAUCUUCGCGCACACUGCAGACGAUAAGGAUACCAGCGCAUUACGUAAUCUGAGCCAAGUUUGCCUUCGAUUCAAUUCGAUUGUUAGUAGAGAUGUUGUUUGGCGGAACGCCAUUGAUGGUUAUUACGAUGACAGCAAGGUGAAAUUUCUUGGCCUUUCCUUAAAGGAAAAAGCCAUUCAUCUGCCUCGCGUUCGCUUCAACGGCGUUUAUCUUGGGGAACAGGGAAAACGUUUUGCGAUCAAGUUCUUUGCGGAUGGAACCCUCAGAUUCAAGGUUAACUUCUCGCGGCAGCGUCAAGCAUAUUCGGUUGAUGAGGAAAAAUAUUCGCAGGAAAAGACGAACGGAACAUGGAAAAUGAAUGAUGAUUUUAUCAAAUUCACUGUUGGAAAGAAAGCGCCAAUUGGUCGUGUGAUGCAGGCCAUUGAUCCAGAAUUUGCUGCUGAAAGAGAUUUACACUGGCAUUUUAUGAUUCAUGAGGAUCGACAUCCGCUUCGACGCUUUUUUGGAUUAAUCCCGAAUGCUGAGGAUCCGGUUAGUCUCACCGGACACAUACGUAUUUCAGCAGAGCGGCGCCAGACUCUCCGUGGUGAUGGACGAAUGGCGCUCUUUGUUUCUCGCUUCCCAGUUCUUCAUGAGACGCUCUACUUCAAUUCGUUUGGACACUAA